Symbiodinium sp. CCMP2456 is the source of this 1653-nucleotide messenger RNA. NCBI's taxonomy places the organism in Eukaryota, Dinophyceae, Suessiales, Symbiodiniaceae. The record is from the annotation of a GenBank genome assembly.
AUGGCUUUGCGGGGCCGCUCGCCCCAGGCCACGCUAAUUGCACUGAAUGGUUACGACCCCUACCGGCUCUAUUAUGACAUUCCAGUGUCAGGAGGCUGGCGAGAGUGCCAGGAUCCGAUCAGUGGCCGGAGAUACUGGAACCUGGUGAACAUGAAUCUUACAAGCUGGAGCUUGGUGGAAGUUCUGCGCCUCAACGCUUUGGAAGAGUUUCUCUUGCUCGGCGAAUGGACCUUGUUCACCGUGAUUCCUGAAAAACUGGAGGAGUACGAGGAUCCGGGCUACAGAUACAACGUCUUCAGCACUGUGGAGAUGACGGGCCAGCCGAUUGAAGUGCUCAAGCCGGGAACCGUGGUGACGAGUGUGGGCAUGCCAAAGCCAGGGAUCGUGGAGAUUCUUCUUCCGGAUGCCGAUGGCGUGGCAAAGCUGGGCUUCGCAAAGUACCGAUGGCCCCCGCAGGAUGGCACCCGCUACUUACAGCGGCUUCCAGCCCGCAUGCGCACAGACGACGUGGCCGGAAUGAAUGCGGUGGUCACGCCCGUUUGGGUGGUUCUCGAGCCCGUGUCUGGAACCGAAGGCCCUGAGGAGGGAGAUGCUCUCCUUGUCACGGAGGGCCGGGACCCUCGCAGCGAGCCGUUGGGGUGGCUGAAGGUGGGCACUUCGAUUGGGCUGAACUUGAUUGAGGGCACCCGCGCGCUCGUGGGAUGGAUCCACGAGGAGGAUGAGCAAGACCUGCUGGAUGGGUGGAUCUCAUUCGUCCGACUCGACGGCUCCCCAACCCUGCGUCGCGUGCUGGAGGAGUUUAGAACGUUGAUGCACGAAUUGGAGGCAGCCGGCAUGUCUCCUCACGAGGCGAUCGAAGCCAUCGAGAAGCUCCAGGAAGAGUUGGCGGGCGACUCCAGGACACCAGAGAAGUCCCGAGUGGAUCGAAGCUUCCGUCGAGGACAGGCUUCUGGUGACCUGGUGGUUGUUCCUGCUAUCAUUUCCGACCUGUCCCCCAUCAUUACUUUCAUCCUCAUCGUCCUAGUUAUCCUCUGGCAAGAGCAGCGAGAGACGGUAGUUGGUGGCUGGCGCCAGAUCAUGGAUCCAGUGUGGAACCGCCCUCUCUACGUCUCCCCUGUCAACGGCCGAACGACCUGGGGUGUGAAUGAGGUCAUACGAACUGGAGGACUGGACGACCUCCUCUUGAACAGAAGCUGGGAUCUGUGUUGUAUUGAUCCAGAAGCUCUCGAAAUUCAGAAGCAAGACGACUGGUGCAUGAACGUCUAUGCGGAUUCCGGCUUGUCCGGCGAACCCAUCGCUCGCUGGGAGAAGGGGCGACUCAUCGUUACGCAGAUGUUCGAUGACACGACAGGCAUUGCGACUGUGCUCGUGCCACCGACGGAGCCGGGUGGUGAUGCAGCCACCGGCUACGUCAAGUACUCUAUGCGAGAUGGCCGACCUUUGCUGAAGGCUAUGGUGGCACCAGUUGAAGAUCCUCCUGAGCUUGUGGAGGGCCAGUUGAUGCCAGGCGCCAAGCCUCCAGAUGAUGAGUUCCUCGAAGGGCCGUUCUUCGCAGUCCUGCCGCUCGGGAAAGAAGAAUUGAUCGUUACGGUCGGUGCGCCUCUGAGCAUUGCACAGGCACAGUGUGGCCAAAAGCAAGGGCGGCAGAUAUAG